Messenger RNA from Phytophthora nicotianae INRA-310, 1108 nucleotides. RefSeq lists its product as hypothetical. Lineage: Eukaryota; Oomycota; Peronosporomycetes; Peronosporales; Peronosporaceae. The transcript has a single exon. Bases 55 to 966 code for a protein of 303 amino acids. The record is from RefSeq and is a predicted model, not a curated record.
UUGAAUUUGAAGCCUUCAGCACUCUACAGCUCAAACAGAUCAGCGGAUAAAAACAUGCAGGUACUAGCUCUCAUCGCGACAGGAGCCGCCGUUCUGGCGUCGAUGCCGGCCGUGCAGGGCCACGGCUAUAUCGUGGACCCGGCCGCACAGUGGGUGGACGGCUAUCCGAACAACGGCUACGGCAGUACAGUCGACAACGAGAUCUGGGGCGUCUACGAUAACUCGAAGUACGGCUACGGCGUGAACGGCACGUUGAACUUCUUCAAGGCCACGUUCCCGACGAAGGGCUACGACUCGCUCGGUGCGUUCAUCGCGAAGAACCAGGAGCUCUACAGCAGUAAGACGGACCCUGAUUGCGGUCUGACCGUAUACAAGGAUUCAGCGCGGUCGGAGCUACCGGCGUCACAGCUCGAGUACACUGGAUUUACCCACACGGGUCCGUGCGAGGUCUGGUGCGACGACACCAAGGUGUUGUUCGACUAUGACUGCCAGACCAAAUACCCGGAUAUUCCUGCCAAGAUUCCGUACGAUGAAUCCAAGUGCGCUAAUGCCAACCGCCUCACUAUCUACUGGCUUGCUCUGCACGGAGACCCGUGGCAAGUGUACACAGACUGCGUGUGGCUAGAGGGCGGCUCUGGCAGUGGCGCAGCUCCUUCGGCUGUUGGCGCCGGUGCGUCGACAGUCACUGCUGGCUCCGGCUCGAGUUCAACGCCAACUACCACUGCGCCGUCCACCAAUGCGUCCCCGUCGACCAGUACCACCACUAGUACGACAGCACCAAGCACUGCUACGACGGACGCGUCAGCAUCGAAGGAGACUGGCGGUGAAGCGUCGACGUCUGUUAAUGAGACCCCCAUGGCGACCACAGCUCCGCCCACGUCGACGACGGAAGAGACCACCCCUGCUACUGAGGCCCCCUCUACUCCUAAUACGCCUACCAGCGCCAAGUGCUCUCGUCGCAACUAGAUUUAUUGAGUGAGAAUCGUUUCGUCAAUCACCCGAGGUAGAUGUUUGUCCAGCAAAUGAGUGUCGUCAAGUAUAAAACACUGCAGUGAAGACUGUAUUAUCAACAUGGAAUUGUUGUGCUCAAUGAAUUGAUUCCGUUGCU